AUCUGUGCUUAACGCACCUCAUCUCACACGCUAAUCACAAUCCAUAUAUAUAUAUAUAUAUCCCUAACGGACAGAGUCCUACAACAACAACAACAACACCACAACAACAACAACAAAACAAAACACACAAGAAUUAUGAAGAGUUUUCUGCUUCUUUGCUUUGUGGCUUUGGCGGUGGCCGAUGUCAAACAUUUGACAGAUCGUAAUCUGGAUCUAUUUAAAUAUAAUCCCAGCGAUAUUUAUACACUGCCCGAGGAUAUUGAUGAUGAUAAACCGGCUGUGCAUUAUAGCGGCGAUGUGAUGAAGGCCAAAACCGAGAAAUUCCAAAACUUUAAUGCUGGCAAGAAAUUUAAAUUGGAAUUGAAGACCCAAAACGGUAUUGAGGUCAGCAGUGUGGGCAAACUGAAGGACGAUAAGACAUUUGUGGUGAGCGGCUCAUACUCUUUCACUGGAGCCGAUGGCAAACGCUACAAGACCCGCUAUACAGCCGAUGAGUUUGGCUACCAUCCCAUUACCGAACUCGAUCUGGAUAUUCCCGAACCUCAACCCUUGGCUGCCGCUGGACAAAAACCCGCUGUCGAUGCUAGCAGUCUAUUGGGCAACAAGAAUCGCUUCCAGUUCCUCAAUCAGAAUUUGAAUCCCGAACAGGCUGGACCACUCCGUGGCAGUGGACAGAGCGGUGACGAUUACAGCUAUGUGCCCGAACAGGGUGGUGCCCAUGGCAAUUUGUUUGGAGCACCCUAUGGUGGCGGUGCCGCCACUUUUGGUGCCCAGAGCGAUUACUACGGCUCGGUUGGCUCUGGUAAUCCAUUUGGUCCCGGCAGCAGUGCCUACGGCUCGGCUGGCAAUGGCAAUGGCUAUGAUUAUCAGCCACCUCAGGUGCCUUUGAUUACUCCGUCACGUGAAUACCUGCCCGUGGCUUAAGAGUACUUUACAACAAAUCCACUCCCAAUUUACCUCCAACCCCCGC
Messenger RNA from Drosophila willistoni, 970 nucleotides. RefSeq lists its product as uncharacterized. The transcript is spliced from 4 exons. The record is from RefSeq and is a predicted model, not a curated record. The coding region runs from base 136 to 924 and encodes 262 amino acids. NCBI's taxonomy places the organism in Eukaryota, Metazoa, Arthropoda, Insecta, Diptera, Drosophilidae.